GAAAGAGAGAAAGAAUGGCUGCAGGGAAGUCGCAGUCGCCGACGUCGUCAUCAGCUUGGUGCGAUGGCAGUGGGUUGAGGAGAGGCCCCUGGAGCUCAGAAGAGGACCAGAAGCUCUUAUCCUACAUCCAGCUUCACGGCCACGGCAGCUGGCGCACUCUUCCCGAAAAAGCUGGUCUUCAGAGAUGUGGGAAAAGUUGCCGGCUGAGAUGGAUCAACUACCUGAGACCGGGCAUCAAGAGAGGCAAGUUCACCCUCCACGAAGAACAAACCAUCAUCCAGCUCCAUGCCCUUCUCGGAAACAGGUGGUCGGCCAUCGCAGCGCACUUGCCGAGAAGAACGGACAACGAGAUAAAGAAUCACUGGAACACCCACCUGAAGAAGCGGCUGUCCCUGAUGGGGAUCGAUCCGGCCACCCACAAGCCCAAGGUGCGCCGCCUGGACGGUGGCGACCCCAAGAACGCCUCCACCCUCAGCCACAUGGCUCAGUGGGAGACCGCCCGCCUCGAAGCCGAAGCCAGGCUGGUGAGAGAGUCUGAUUCCCUCCGCCAGCUACAGCUACAAGUACAACUGCCAUCUCACUCAUCCAGCUCCACCUCAGCGCCUCCGCUGCCUUCCCACCUUGCCCCUCCAAGAUGUUUGGACGUGCUCUCCGCCCGGGCUUUAGGGCUUGGAUCCUCCUGUCUCCAAUCACCCAUCUCCAACUUCGCGGAUGACAAGAUGCACUAUACCUGCCAUUCUCCCUUCUCCUCCUCAUCAUCAUCAUGGCCAGUGGAAAUAUUUGCUACUACUACAGGUAUCAAGUUAUCCACCAAUAAUAUUACUCAUCACCAACUACCUGGCACCGGCACUCAUCAUUUAGAACAGCAUGAUUUACAACACCAAGGAACGAUGGCUACUCAUCAUUCCAAUAUUUAUUCCGACACCUGGAUUCAUGACCACGACUUAUCUAUCAAUUUCUUAGAUUCCGCUUCUACUGCCUGGCCUCCCAUGGAUUAAUCAUAUCAUCUUGCCUACCGAGCAAUAUUCUGCAACCCGGCUAUAUAUAUAUAUGUUUCUCUUCGUUCCGUUUCUUUUCUUCUUUUUCAUUAUCCAGUUUACAUUUUUUUUUUGGUAAUGUAAUGUAGUCAUUGGUGAAUCCUCGCCAUGAACAACAUGAUCAAUUCAUUGUCUGUAUGUUAAUUGCUGUAUCCCUGUGUAAAAUGUGUGCUUCCAGUUAUCCCAAAAAGAACAAAUGUACGCUUCUUCCA
Molecule: messenger RNA, 1249 nt
Organism: Linum tenue
Lineage: Eukaryota; Viridiplantae; Streptophyta; Magnoliopsida; Malpighiales; Linaceae
Source: the annotation of a GenBank genome assembly